GUGUGCUCGAGGUCCGGUUCUGUUGGAGCUCGGACGGCUCAAAGCUGCAUCCUGGAUCUCAUCCAGACGCAACUCACAGGGAAGCCAGAUGAGUCGUGUGAGUGGGAACAGUUCAGGAGUCGUGGCUCCGCCCCUCACACACACCUCACCGUCAUGUGACCCCGUGACCUCUGACCCCCCCCUGACCUCCACCGCCCCCCCGCCCCUCAACAACAACAGGAAGUCCAGCAGCGACAUCACUUCCUCCUCUAAGAGCACAGAUGCUGGCGUCCGUACUGUGGAGAUAACAAGGAGUGUGAGUGACUCCCUCGGGGUGAGUAUAGCGGGGGGGAAGGGCAGCCCGCUGGGGGACAUCCCCAUCUUCAUCGCCAUGAUCCAGGCCAGCGGAGUCGCCGCCAAGACGCACCGACUCAAGGUGGGCGACAGGCUGGUCAGUAUCAACGGUCAGUCUGUGGACGGUCUGACACACAGCGAGGUCGUGGCCAUGCUGAAGAACAUCAGCGGAAACAUCAGCCUGCAGGUGGUAGCAGACACCAACAUCAGCGCCAUCGCCACUCAGGUGGAGGGUUUGUCCAGCAGCUCCAAUCUGUCUGCCAACACGGACACACACACAGCAGAGCCAGAGGCUCCGCGGCCCCGCAGCAUCAGCCUGGAGAAAGGCUCCGAGGGUCUGGGCUUCAGCAUCGUCGGAGGGUUCGGGAGCCCCCACGGAGACCUGCCCAUCUACGUCAAGACCGUCUUCAGCAAGGGCGCGGCGGCGGUGGACGGGCGUCUGAAGCGUGGCGAUCAGAUCCUGACGGUGAACGGAGAGAGUCUGCAGGGAGCGACCCACGAGCAGGCGGUCGCCAUCCUGAAGAAACAGAGAGGAACCGUCACACUGGACAUCCUGUCAUAACACACACACACACACACACACACACACACACACACACACACACACACACACACACACACACACACACACACACACACACACACACACACACACACAGACACACACACACACACACACACACAGACGCUCCUGUGACUUCACCCACUUUGACUCUUGGACUACGACUCAUCGUGGAUCGUGAACUUUGAACUUCCCAACAUGCAAAAAAAAAAAUGAAGAAACUGCAUCAGACGGUUAAACAGAGUUUCUUAAUCUUUGGCGUCGGGGCCACAGGAAGGUUUCUCUCCCUCCGACAGGUGUCUGGCUGCUACUGCGCCCAAAAACAGAGAGACAUCGGACACGAAAAUGUGGCGUUGGGAGCCAGAGAAAGGUUGAGAAACUCUGUUACUAUGCAUCUAAUAUCAGAAUAUCAUCUAAAGACUAACAGAAUGGAGUCACGAUGGACGUUUAAAUCAGCCUGCACUAGUUAACACAGACACACACACACACACACACACACACACACACACACACACACACACAUGCAUACAGACACACACAC
This is a messenger RNA of Perca fluviatilis (European perch), 1436 nucleotides long. RefSeq names its product multiple PDZ domain protein-like. The record is from RefSeq and is a predicted model, not a curated record. NCBI's taxonomy places the organism in Eukaryota, Metazoa, Chordata, Actinopteri, Perciformes, Percidae. The transcript has 8 exons. Gene Ontology annotation, molecular function: protein binding. The coding region runs from base 89 to 895 and encodes 268 amino acids.